Messenger RNA from Homarus americanus (American lobster), 6280 nucleotides. RefSeq names its product collagen alpha-1(I) chain-like. The record is from RefSeq and is a predicted model, not a curated record. Lineage: Eukaryota; Metazoa; Arthropoda; Malacostraca; Decapoda; Nephropidae.
GUUGAUGGCGGCCUGGGAAUGGCACCAGCCCGCCCAGGAACACCAGGCACCCCGGGAGAUAAGGGUGAGCAAGGAGCCCUAGGACCUCGGGGCAGUCGGGGUUACCCUGGCGCUAAAGGGGAGCGAGGCAACACUGGCAAAAAGGGCGACAAGGGAGAAAGGGGCCUACCGGGCGAGGACGGGUCGCCUGGACCCAAGGGUGAGCCAGGGACACCAGGCAUGAAUGGCGCCCCUGGACCCCCAGGGUUCGCUGGAGUAAAGGGCUCGCCAGGUGCUAAUGGUGAAAAAGGUGAUCGUGGGGAGCCUGGUGUGGGGGAACAGGGCCCACCUGGUACCCCUGGGGGUCUUUCCGACGAGGACCGCCGGAUUAUUAUUGAUCAGUUGAUCGACACGUUGGACGGGAGGUUUAAGGGAGGCGAGGCUACUGGCGGCAGCGGAAUCAGCAUCUGGGACAACUCUGGAGGUCUACCCUGGCAGGAAGUGGGCGAUGAUGAGGAUUUGAGCUUGGAGGGGUCUGGCCUGGUGGAGUACAAACCUUUCUAUCCCAAGGGUGGUUCUGGACUGCGAGGACCAACGGGGCCCAUGGGCCCUUCAGGACCCCCUGGACCACCAGGGUUAAUGGGAAUAGCAGGAUUCGCAGGAAAAAAAGGAGAAGUGGGACCCCCAGGACUGCCGGGAAACGAAGGUCCAUCUGGGCUUCAGGGUAAGCCUGGUAUCCCUGGUGAAGUCGGUUCCAACGGAGAUGUUGGCCCAGUUGGUCCUAUGGGUAUGAAAGGUGACCGAGGUCCUGUUGGCCCACCCGGACCUAUCACUACCGUGGUCCAGCCAGAUGGUACCAACAUUACCGUCGUCAAGGGUGCCAGGGGUGAGCGGGGCAAGCGAGGUAAACGAGGUCGUCGCGGCAAACCUGGGCCUCCCGGGUCCCUAGGUGACCUGGGCCUACCGGGAUGGCCGAAUGACACAUACAUCGGCACACCAGGACGGCCAGGGCCCCCAGGACCUCCAGGUGUCGGGCAGAAAGGUGAACCAGGGCCCCCGGGACCUGCAAGUGGUGGCGGCAGCUUCUUCAACGGAAUCCUGGGAGGCGGUAAUUCAGACACACACACAGUCCCUGGUCCACCUGGACCAGCAGGUUCACCUGGUCUACCCGGUCCUCCUGGCCCACCGGGCUUAAUUGGUAGACCUCAUGAAGGCGAGAACCAGAUGUAUGUGCCUGUGCCGGGGCCACCAGGACCACCAGGACCACCUGGUAUAGCAGGUACUCCAGGACUGUCUAUUGAGGGGCCUCAGGGGCCGCCUGGUGAGCCAGGCAUGUCACGCAGAGGUAAGGCUGGACCUCCUGGAGUCCCCGGUGACUCCAUGCCCGGCCGAGCGGCCUCAGGCAGUCUUGGAGGCAUUGCCGAGCUUCGCCGGCGGAUAUCUGGCCGCCGCAGAAACAGAGGCCCCCCUGGGCCGCCUGGUCCCCCCGGACGGUCUACCGACGGAGGCCGAGGAGGCGCAGCCCACAGGAUCGUGCCGGGAGCUGUCACUUUCCCUGACAGAGACGCCAUGAUCAAGAUGAGUGGAGUAUCGCCGGUGGGGACGCUAGCCUUUGUGGUCGAGGAGGAAGCCUUGCUGGUACGCGUAGCUGCUGGCUGGCAAUAUGUGGCGCUUGGUUCUGUGGUACCUCUACCAAGCACCACCCCUUUACCACUCACUACUCCAGUACACACUGAGAGCGUCAAGCCUCCGCCCCUUGAGGUGGACUCCCUCAUCACUGGCCUUGAUGGUCCCAGGCGAGGAUUUCCUCAUAUGUUACGGCUAGCAGCGCUGAAUGAGCCAUUCACUGGAGACAUGCAUGGGGUGCGGGGAGCUGACUACGCCUGCUACAGACAGGCCAGGAGGGCGGGACUGAAAGGCACCUUCAGAGCUCUCCUCACAUCCCGUGUCCAAAACCUCGAUUCCAUUGUCAGAUAUUCCGACAGAGAUCUCCCGGUUGUUAAUCUUAAGGGCGAGGUGUUGUUCAACGCUUGGAGCGAGGCCUUCUCAGGCUCAGGUGGAGUCUUCGCACAAAAACCCCGUGUCUUCAGUUUUGACGGCAAAGAAGUCUUGACCGACCCAACCUGGCCUCAGAAGUAUGUAUGGCAUGGCUCUGACGUGGAAGGUGAAAGAUCUCUGUCCACCUAUUGUGAUGCUUGGAACAGCAACUCUCAAGAAACAGUUGGCCUGGCCUCUUCCCUGCUGAAGAAGCGGCUCCUUGGGCAAGAGCGUAUGAGCUGUCACAACUCCUUCGCCGUGCUGUGCAUUGAGGCCACCAGCCAGACACGCUACCGAAGGAGGCGACACGCUGGGUCCAGGGAGCAAGAACUGACCAGCCAGCAGUACCAGGAGGUGCUUAAGGCUCUGAGUAGAGAUUUUGAUUACUAGACCAGUGGAUAAGUUUUUCAUGGAGACUAAAAUUGUGAAGACAAUUUAGUUUUAAGUUGAAUGGUCUCAUCUUCCAAUUGUAGCACACAUUUCUUAUGUAUUUUGAGUAAAGAUGAGAAAUCUUAAUCUGUAUGUCUUUAGAAUAUAGGUGAAAACGUUCCUUCUCUGACACUUACCCAUGAAUGUAUGAUACGUUUUAGCCAUGCUAAUUAUUUUAUAUGUAUAUAUUAAUACGUUGUAAUUCUUAGUGUUGGGAAGAAAGUGAGUGGGUAGGAAGUUUAUGAAACACAGACGUUGUGUGAGGUAACACUUGAGGUAGUGUAAACAAUACAUGAUGGACCGUGUCUCUUAAACCUGGCUACUAUAUUUGUAUUUUCCUAUACGAAGUUAAAGUGACAAGCCAUUAUGUGAAGAAUGAUAAUGCAAGUAGAAGGUGCCCUUAAAUGGUGCUCAGUACUCACUGCGUAAUUCUUGUACAAUUUAUCAAUCAAUUCCUAUACGUUGUAUCCCAGUUGUACUGUAAGCUAAAGAUGUUUACAUGUGUAUCAUUGAUAAAACAAAAUUAAUUUGCUGGUUUACUUUUUAUGGAGGUUUCUACACAAUCUAAAAGUAUGAAUUAUUUUCAAAUUGUUUCAGAACCAUUCUGAAAAGUUUUGGGAAUGACAAGGAAAAAUAUCGGUAGGUUCUUUAACACUUGGAAAAUAAUUAAAUUUAUUUCAUUUGGACUCUUUAUGUUAAAUCCUCAAUGUCAAAAUUGUUUCAUUAUUUUGCGUAUGGAAUAUUCUUCCAUGAUGUUGUUGUACACUGUAAAAAAUGUACAGUAAAUUUUACGGUGGAAUACUGGCAUCCCAGUUGUCAGUGUUCCAUGGUAAAAUUUAAAGUGCGUCCGUAAAUGUCAUAGCAGACGACGACGGUGUGUCACUGUAAAACGCUGAACUAACAGAAAAUCACCGUAAAACAAAUAAGGUGGCCAACCGUAUAUUUUUUACAGUGAACCACUGUAAUAUUCACAGUAAUUUUUUACAGUGUUAGUUGUAGGGAGUUAGAUCAUGACAAAUGGACCACCAUUUUAAUAUCUACUGAGUGUUAGAUGAUUGUCUCGAGAUUUUGUAAUGACAAGCGUGGAUCGCGAGCCAACUUACCUCUAGUUAAUCUGCAUUUCGUAGCUUUGGGAGUUUCAUCUAUAUGUCAGUGGAAAAAAACAGUAAUACCUGUAUAAUAAUUAAUAAACAUUUUCACGUGGUGUCACCUCCCUGUGUGUAAGAUGUAGAUAUGUGUGUGUUCUUAUAAUUAAGAGCGAACUUCAUCAUUCACUUUACCAAGGCUUGAUAAUAUACUUCCUUAAAUCCAGACAUUAUGACUUAUUGUAAACAUUAUAACUUCUGGAUACAUUUCAUCUAGUUGCCCCAUCUGUGGGGGCAUCAUAUCGUCAAGACAUAUCCUUGUCUUUAUUUAAACAUAUCUCUAUUUAUGUCAUAAAGAAGGCCAGUUUGUGGGUUAUCAAACUGUUCUUCCUGUGUGCACUGCCCAGGCAUCGAGUAAUAGUAUAGUUUAUACUUGUAAGUUUAGUUUAAGAGAUUUAAGUUAUAUUAUUGAAGCUUAGUUAACUGCACUACUGUAUACUCAUAGUUUUGCCGAGUGAAGAUCUGCGUGAAUUUAAACAUAACAUAACCCAUUUAGGAAUGAAUGACAGCGAAUAAGGUUUACACUGUAACUCAUAUGCAAAAAUAUAUUAUUUAUUGAAUGUAAAUCUCUUAUCAUUUGUCUACUAAACUCACCUAUUCCAUGUUUAGCUCCUAACUUUACACGUAGGUAAAUAUUAAUAUAUUUUCUUUAUUUUCUAUCAAUAUUUGCUUAAUUUCCACUAACCUCUCCAUGCUAAUGUCUUAGAAUACCUAUUAAUUGUGGAGAAGUAUGUACCCAAAUAUUUGAAUAGUUUUAUUUCAGUGCCCCAAAGAUUUGUAAUUCAAAUAUUUGGUUAUAUAACAGUCAUUGUUCCUGACUAGUGUAAGAGGAGGAAUUCUUUAAAAAACCAAAUACCUAAUUUACGAUAACUGCUGAGUGUACACACUUACACGACACAAACGCACUUAACUGGACACUUGCUGGUAACUAGUCAUAUUAAGAGUGUGUGAAUGAGAAGCCAGUGUAACGCUCUCUUGCAUAUCUUCUUUAUUCAUAACUGGGCCUUUGUUGUUAGCUUUAUAUUAAUAUUAUUAAACUGAUGAACUUAUCUUGAACUUUCCUUGUGACUGUUCGAUAAACGAUGGUCGUUUUAUGGUAAAAAUAAUGAUUAUUCUUACUGUUUUAAUAAUAAUAAUAAUAAUAUUAAUAAUAAUAAUAAUAAUAUAAUAAUAAUAAUAAUAUUAUUAUUAUUAUUAUUAUUAUUAUUAUUAUUAUUAUUAUUAUUAUUAUUAUUAUUAUUAUUAUUAUUAUUAUUAUUAUUAUUAUUAUUAUUAUAUCUAGUACGAUCAGAAAGUACUUCUUUGUGAGUGUUUGAGGCGCCUAGUGACGCAAGUCAGUAGGAAAGUCAUUGUUAAUAAUAACACACAAAGCUUUGGCUUAUGGCAAAUUUAUUUUUUAAAGUGUAACAUUUAUCCAGUUAACUAGAUAACAUAACAAGAGAUAGAUAAGAGAUCGGGGGACAUAGACGAGAGGAAACAUUGUUUGUGUGAAUCAGAUACAAACGAAACACCUGUAUUUCCAUGCUAAUGUUUAGCCGAAAUUUAAAAAUGUAAAAAUUACUUGGUGCAGUUGACUCAGAGAUCUCUGAAAUUAAUAUAAUUUUGCUUUAAAGAAUUUGAUGGAACAUAAGACUUAGAUAUUUUAGCGAUAUGAUUUUGUACUUUAAGAAAUGAGCACCAUGCAACGUUUUGAUAAUAACUUAAAAUCUAAUCAUCCAGAAAGUCAAAACAUUUUUCAACUGACAGCCACAAAAAAAUGUAAGGAGAAUAAAUAUUUCCAGGAGCGAUUUACUUUCAAUAACUCUCUGAUUAAUAUUCACAAUAAGACUGAAUCGUGGAAUUUACUUAACCUUUUCAAAACCACUCAUAGAUAGAUAUUGUACUGUCAGUAAUCACGAGUCCUCAACACUCACACAUCUGCUGUAGCUCCACUUCAACACAAACACUCUUGUCUCUACCCGUCUGAUGACAGAGAUAAUCCCUGUUAUGAGUGCGGCUGUCCUAAAACAAGAUCUUUUGUGUUGUGCUCUCCGAAGAAAUAUAAUUAUGUUUUCAUUGUUCCAAACAACCUGUUGGUGUAGUACAUACCAGUUAUGACGUCUUGUUUAGUUACGCAUUGUAACUACUAGUGAUGAGUAAUGUAAUAAUACUGUAGUCAUGAAUGUUUUUUAUUAGUUCGUGUAAGUUUCCAGUAUUAAAUGUGGAAAUUUGUGGGGGGGGUCCAGGAAAAGACAAUUUUUCAGUUGUUUAUUUAAAUGCUAACAAUUACACAUAACCUCAUUUUUAUAUUAAAUUUAUAAAAGGUAAAAGGUUUCGUUCCUUAUAGAAUUUAACUAUCUUUAGUUAUUUUACAUAAUACGGAGCAAGGAUAAGUAGACCUUUCUUAAAUGUGUCAUCGAAUAUCCUUUCUAGAUCCUCAUAAUGAAAUUAAAGAGAGGUAUUAAUUUUUAGUUACUUCCUUACUUUUCUAACAAACUAUGAUCUUCCAUUUCUUAUACAAAAUAUGUUAAUCUGAUGGUCUCCAAAUUCCCACUUCGUGACCAAGAGUGAAUAAGCUUCCAUGCCGUUGUUUGUACUAGCUAGUGUUUUUUUAUCUCGACUGCUCCUUGGCAGAUUUCUAUGACGUUGUGUAUUGUUAGGUUAGCUUUUGUCUCAUGUGAAAUACGUCUGUAAAUACAUUUCCAUGUUAA